UUAAAAAAGUUCCACUGCUUGUUCUAAUGUAUAUGUGAUCUUGUCUCUCUCUAAUCUCUGAUUAAAGUCAUCGCCCAUAUAUACUUUGCAUCAGCAUAUCAUGUGUUAUAUUCUAAUCUCUAAUGUAUGAUGGAGAGAGAGAUGAGUAAUGCGAGGCCUUUAAAAGAUAUGGCAAUCUCGACAAGUGGUAAUGGAGGAGAGGGCUUGGAAGAGAGGCAGGUUAGAAGUGAUGAUUACAAGGAAGUGGUGGUGAGGUACAAGGAAUGCCUAAAGAACCACGCGGCGGCGAUCGGAGGGAACGCCACGGACGGGUGCGGUGAGUUUAUGCCGAACGGGGAAGAAGGCUCCCUCGAGGCGCUGAUGUGCUCAGCUUGCAGCUGCCACAUGAACUUCCAUCGGAAAGAGAUGGAAUGCGGUUGCACCUCGGAUUGUUGCCACCGAAAACUUAUCUUGGGACCUCAUGAUUACUUUUCGAGGUCACCCCACGGGGACCCUUCCCCGCAUCGGGCCGUGAUAAUGUCGUUCAAAGGCGGAUCGAUCCCUUCGGAGACGGACGAGAAGGACGAAGGGCGGAUCGUGACGAAGGCGAGGAAAAGGUUUAGGACCAAGUUCAGCCAGGAGCAAAAGGAGAAGAUGUUGAGCUUUGCGGAGAAAGCUGAGUGGAGAAUUCAGAAGCUGGAUGAGAGUGUAGUGCAGCAGUUUUGCCAAGAGAUUGGGAUCAAGAGGAGAGUCCUCAAGGUGUGGAUGCACAAUAACAAGCAAAGCUUUGCAAAGAAAAAUAAUGUAUCUGCUGCUUAAAUAUUAAUUAAUUAAGCAAUAUGUAUUCAUAAUCAUCUCUUAGGGUU
Messenger RNA from Hibiscus syriacus, 845 nucleotides. RefSeq names its product zinc-finger homeodomain protein 4-like. Gene Ontology annotation, molecular function: transcription cis-regulatory region binding; DNA-binding transcription factor activity. The transcript has a single exon. The coding region runs from base 127 to 798 and encodes 223 amino acids. Gene Ontology annotation, biological process: regulation of developmental process; regulation of DNA-templated transcription. The record is from RefSeq and is a predicted model, not a curated record. Gene Ontology annotation, cellular component: nucleus. Lineage: Eukaryota; Viridiplantae; Streptophyta; Magnoliopsida; Malvales; Malvaceae.